Molecule: messenger RNA, 801 nt
Organism: Mucor velutinosus
Lineage: Eukaryota; Fungi; Mucoromycota; Mucoromycetes; Mucorales; Mucoraceae
Exons: 2
Coding region: 1-801 (266 amino acids)
Biological process (GO): regulation of transcription by RNA polymerase II
Molecular function (GO): RNA polymerase II cis-regulatory region sequence-specific DNA binding; DNA-binding transcription factor activity, RNA polymerase II-specific
Source: RefSeq, a predicted model, not a curated record
AUGAACGAAAAACCAAAAUUGCCUUCGAUCAAGGACCUUUUGGAAGGUGGUCCUGGUUUGAUCGACUAUACAAGGCCUCCUGCAAAGCAACAACAUCAUCACCAUCAGUACCACCACAAGCACCCUUCUUCGUCCGUCCAUCAUGUACAUAGACGGCAUGCUUCUGAGCAUAUCAUCUCCAAUAAGGACCGAUUGCUCCCUCCUCAUCCUCCUCAUCAACCUCAACAUCCCCUUCCUCUGCCCCCCUCUCCCUCUUCUCAUCAUGAUGCGUCUCUUCAAAUGCCUCCUUCCAUCACAAAAUCAUCGGCCAUGUCAUUGCCAAUGGACAUGCAGCAAUUAUCUCUGGGAAAGAAGAAGCCUCCAGAAACUAGGAGAGGCAGAACGCAUUCUCGAUCUUAUUCUGACUUCAUAUACCCCACAAAUACCAAGCAUACCACGCUCAAAGAAGCAGAGGAAUUAGCAGCAGAUCAAAGAGUCCAUGUACAAGACAAGUUACCAGUUGAGCAAAAGGAAGAUGCUGAAGAAGAAGACGAGUAUGAGGAGGAGGAAGAGACGACGCCAGUAAAUAUCAGUCGAUCCAAUUCCAGCUGUAGAUAUAUAUGCCCCUAUUGUAACAAGGGCUUUACGAGACCCUCUAGCCUAAGAACCCAUACGUUUUCUCACACGGGAGAAAAGCCCUUUGUCUGUUCUGAGCCAUGUUGUGGACGAAAAUUUAGUGUACAAAGUAAUUUACGCCGUCAUUUACGUAUUCAUAGAUCAAACAAGCCAGCUACUUUAUUUUUAUCCAAGAACAUUCAUUGA